AUGCGUGGCUUCUUCCAUCACCCCAACAUCGUUUGCCUUGUGGAUUGCUCUCUGAGAGAGCAGGCCAUCCCACAUGAGGCCUGGCUGCUAGUACCCCUCUUCAAGGGAGGUACACUAUGUAAGGAGAUAAAACGGCUGAAACACAAAGGCAACUUCUUGACUGAAGAUCAAAUCCUUCUGUUGCUGCUGGGUAUCUGCAGAGGCCUUGAGGUCAUUCAUGCCCAGGGUCAGGCCCUCAGGGACUUACAGCACACCAGUAUCUUGCUUGGACAUGAGGGGCCACCAGUUUUAAUGGACUUGGGUUCCAUGAAUCAAGCAUGCACCCAUGUGGAGGGCUCCUGCCAGGCUCUGGCCCUACAGUCCCUCGGCUGGGUGCUACAUGCUGUGAUGUUUGGGGAAGGCCCUUAUGACACAGUGAUCCAGAAGGGUAGCAGUGUGGCCCUUGCUGUACAGAACCAACUCAGCAUCCUGCAAAGCCCCAGGCAUUCUUUAUCAAUGUGGCAGCUGCUGGCCUCCAAGAUGUAUGUGGACCCCCAGUAG
Molecule: messenger RNA, 540 nt
Organism: Eptesicus fuscus (big brown bat)
Lineage: Eukaryota; Metazoa; Chordata; Mammalia; Chiroptera; Vespertilionidae
Product: serine/threonine-protein kinase 16-like
Exons: 2
Coding region: 1-540 (179 amino acids)
Biological process (GO): protein phosphorylation
Cellular component (GO): cytoplasm; Golgi apparatus
Molecular function (GO): protein serine/threonine kinase activity; ATP binding
Source: RefSeq, a predicted model, not a curated record